Saprolegnia parasitica CBS 223.65 is the source of this 1868-nucleotide messenger RNA. RefSeq lists its product as hypothetical. NCBI's taxonomy places the organism in Eukaryota, Oomycota, Saprolegniomycetes, Saprolegniales, Saprolegniaceae. Gene Ontology annotation, molecular function: ribosome binding; mRNA binding; protein binding. Gene Ontology annotation, biological process: translational initiation. The record is from RefSeq and is a predicted model, not a curated record. The transcript has 15 exons. Gene Ontology annotation, cellular component: cytosolic small ribosomal subunit. Bases 6 to 1814 code for a protein of 602 amino acids.
GCGCGAUGGCCCAAGCGCAAGCGCAAGAAGCACCGCGUACCAAGUUCUACGUCCGUGGCAAGACGAGCGUCGAGCCCUUCUGGGGCCUGCCGUCCGUGACGCCCGAAGAUCUCGCGCUGCGCAAGAUCGAGGCCGAGGCCACGCUCUCGACGUGCGACAACAUGUUUAUGAGCCCCGACGGUAGUAAGGCUGCGUUCAUCUCGACGGAGCUUGGCUUUGUCGUGCGCGCGACCGAGACGAACGACGUGCUUGUUGAAGUCGCCAACCCGGGUAUCCAGGCCGUCGCUUGGUCGCCGCUUGCGACGCAGCUCGUCACGUGGCAGCGCCCUGUGAAGGACUCGACCGAAGGCAACCUCAUUGUCUGGGACGUUUCGAACGGCUCGAUCGUCGCGCGCUUCAACCAGAAGACGUACACGCGCGACCACUGGCCGUCGAUCCAGUGGAGCUCGGACGAAACGAUCGCCGCGCGCCUCAGCGGCAGCGGCGUCCAAGUGUACAAUGGCCGCGCGAUUGGCGCUGGCCACAUUGGCAACAUCGUUCUCGAGAACACGGCCAAGUUUAGCGUCGCGCCCGGCAGCAUUCCGUACAAGAUUGCGCUCUUCGUGCCCGAGAAGAAGGGCAAGCCCGCGAGCGUCCGCGUCUACCCGUUCCCGCCCAACGCAUCGCAGUCGCACGUCGCGUUCAAGAGCUUUUACAAGGCUCAAGACGUCAAGCUCAAGUGGGCACCGAACGGGUCGGCGCUCAUCAUCGAGACGAGCACGGACGUCGACACGUCGGGCAAGUCGUACUACGGCGAGACCAACCUCUUCUUCCUCCAGAGUGAUGGCCAGUACGACUGCAGCAUCCCCGUGACCAAGCAAGGCCCCGUGCACGACGUGCAGUGGGACCCGACCUCGCGCGGCUUUGUCGUGCUCGCGGGCUCGAUGCCGGCCAACGCCACGCUCUACGACAACCAGGCGUGCCCUGUGUUUGAGUUUGGCGCUGCCUCGCGCAACACGAUCAGCUGGAGCCCCCACGGCCGGUUCCUCUGCCUCGCCGGUUUUGGCAAUUUGCCGGGCCACAUGGAUUUCUGGGACCGCAACAAGCUCAAGAAGCUUGGGUCCGCGACGUCCGAAUGCGCCACCGUGCAUGGCUGGUCGCCCGACUCGCGCUAUUUUGCGACCGCGACGACCUUUCCUCGUGUCCGCGUCGACAACGGCUUUAAGAUCUUCAAGUACGACGGCAUUGGCCCCGUCGUGUCCGAGUCGCGUGACGAGAUCUACGACCUCCAGUUCCGCCCCGCGGCGGCGGGUGUGUACCCGAACCGCCCGGCCACGCCGCGCUCCAAGGAAGAGGAAGCCACGAUUGCGCCGCCGGCGCCGGUGCGCCAAGCGUACCGCCCGCCCAACUCGACGGGUGCGCUCGCCGCGAUGCUCCGCCGUGAAGAAGGCACGGGCGCGCGCAAGCUCGACCGCAACAAGUACGCGCCGGUCAAGACGAUCGGCGGCUCGGGCGUGAUUCCUGGCAUGGCUCCGCCCGUCGUCAAGAAGCCCAGCAAGGCCGAGAAGAAGAAGAAGGCGAUCGAAGCUGCGGCUGCCAAGGCCGAGAUCGAGAAGGCCGCCGCUGCGCUCCUCGCCACGGUCGCCGUGCCUGUGGCCCAGGUGGUCUUGACGCCCGAGGAGAAGGCCAAGAAGGCCAAGGCCGUGCAGAAGAAGCUCAAGCAGAUCCAGGAUUACAAGGUCAAGCAGGCCAACGGCGAUACGCUCAACGAGGACCAGCUCGCCAAGCUUGCGAACGAAGGUGCGCUCCAAGCCGAGCUCGAGGCGUUGGCCUAAACCGAUUUGACGAUGUCCUCCUAACCGACGACGUCCCAUCUUCUCUCGUCUACA